Molecule: messenger RNA, 2496 nt
Organism: Microplitis mediator
Lineage: Eukaryota; Metazoa; Arthropoda; Insecta; Hymenoptera; Braconidae
Product: glutathione S-transferase 1-1-like
Exons: 6
Coding region: 254-913 (219 amino acids)
Biological process (GO): glutathione metabolic process
Molecular function (GO): glutathione transferase activity
Source: RefSeq, a predicted model, not a curated record
AGACAUCAGUGUAGCACAGUUUGGCUUGUAUAUUCGACAACAAUACGAAUUCAUUUCACGUCGUAUGCCAAUGUAUUACUUCAACUCACGACGUGUACGAGAACCAAUAUUUCCAUCGUAAUACGCCAACAGAUUUUUUUUUUAAUCUUCUGCUUAUAUUAAAAAUAGUAAAAUAACUAGUGAAAACAAAACAAAAAAAAAAAAAGCAACUAAUAAUUCUACGCAAAACUUGAAAAAUAAUUAAGUAAGAAUAAUGACAAUCGAUUUGUAUUAUUUGCCGCCAAGUCCACCCUCACGUGCGGUUAUAUUGUUAGCCAAAGCACUUGGUAUUCAUUUAAAUUUAAAAGUUAUUGAUGUUUCUAAAGGCGAGCAACUUAGCCCAGAAUUUAUUAAGAUAAAUCCACAGCAUACUCUUCCCACAAUUGAUGACAAUGGAUUUAUAUUAACUGAAAGCCGUGCAAUUAUGGGUUACCUCGUGGACAAAUACGCUAAGAAUGAUUCCCUGUAUCCAAAAGAUCCCAAACAGAAAGCACUUGUCGACGAGAAAUUAUACUUCGACUUAACAAGGCUCUACUACAAUAUUUUUAACGCUUAUAUUUUUGUCACUUUUGGAAUGUCAAAUGUCGUAGACGAAGACAAAGUAAAGCAAAUAGAGCGUGCUUUUGAAAUGUUAAACAUUUAUUUAGGAACGAGUGAGUUUGUUGCCGGUGAAAAUUUAACAAUCGCUGAUUUCUCGAUUGUCAUAAGCGUUGGCCUUGCCGAGAUAUUUGGAUUUGACAUAACAGCUUACGAUAAUGUAGUCUCCUGGUACGAACGUUGCAAAGAAGCUCUUGAAAAAUACGGAUACGAACAAGUUAAUGCUCCGGCUCAAUUACUAGGCGAGUGGUUUCGAGCCAAUUUGGAAGCUGUUUAACUUCCUUUUAAUUUCCCACUCUGUACCCAAUUUCACUCACUACUACCAACACUACCAAUACUCCCAUACAACUAUUAUCUAGAUCAAUAUUCCCAAUUAAUGUUAUAUCUGUUCACCAAUCACUUGUAAGCGCAACUGAUACCUACAUAAUAACUAAUUAAAUUUAACUACUUCUAGUAUGUACUAACUAAUAAAUUUAUCCUACCAUCUGAAAUAAAAAAAUAUUAUUAAUUCAACAAAAAUCUCUCUCUCUCUCUCUCUCUCUCUCUCUCUCUCUCUCUCUCUAAUUCUCUUUAUUAUUUAAUAUCAAAGAGAAUUUAAUUCAAAGAUUUCUUUGUAAUGUUUAUCCUACCGUUAACGAGGUCAUUAAAAAUAGAAUUGAGAAAUUUAAUGGUUGAUGCACAUUCAAUACUUUUAAAUUUAAUUCAACUGGAUAUUCAAUUAUAUUUUUAAUAUUUUACGUUCUGAAAACACAGGUCAAGUAAAAAUAGCCGUCGCCAUUUUUAAUUAAUGGGUGUCUCAUAUUUGUCGGAAUUUUGAAAAUUAUGAUUAAUUAUUUUUUUUUUUUUUUUUGUAAUUUUUUAAUUCUUCCACAGGGAAAAAAAAUUUAUUCUUUAAAAGAUAGCAGUCAGGUUUGUGAAAAAAAAAAAAAAUACAAUAAUAAUUUUAACGCAUUGCAUUAGACAGGACCUUUCAAAUUUUACUCUCCAGUUGAGCAGAAGCAUUUUGUAGAAGGGUAUUUAUUGUCGGAAAUGCUUGUAUCAAGUUCACCCACUGUCAGAAACAGAAGUAUAUGCCGCAGUAUCAGUUAUAAAUUUUACCUAGGAGUUAUACUAUUUUUUUUUUAUAGAAAACUUGCUGAAUAAAAUUUAUAAAACUUUAAGAUAAUUUAAAAUAUAAAUUUAUCGCGAUGUAAUUAUUUAAAAAUUAUUUUUUAAUUAUCCUAAAGAGCUUGAAACGCUUGACAAUUAUUAUGUUUUUUAGUGCACUACGGGUUUUUUUUUUAUUUCAGAUGCGAAUCCAUUAGGUAGACGUCCCAAGGACGCAAACAGUCAUAUUCCUUUCCUUCACCUCCUGUCUCCCUGCGUCUACUCAACGUCGUUCAUGAUGGUAUAAUACUAAGCGGUUUCACAAUCCCAAGCCAUUCGGAAGAUUGCUCAACAAUGACAUGGCAUAAAAACGACAGUGUACUAAAAAAAAAAAAAAUUAUAAAGAAAAGAGGGAAAAUAAAAAGUAUAAUGCAACAAAAAUUAUAAACGAAAUGGAAUCAAGAAAGAAAGACAUUUCUCUUCUAUCCCGGACGUGUAAAGACAGUGAAAUGGAAAAAUGGUAAAAACAAUUGCAAAUAAAACCUUAAGUACCUUCGUAUACAUUUUACUAUUAUUUCUUUGAUAAUUCAUUUAUUACGAUUGCUUAAUUUAUUCCACAAUCAUUUUUUUUUUUCUUACCAAUCUUCAUAUUAAAAUAUUCUGUAUAAUAAAAAAGACAUGGAAUGGGUGUAAAGCCAAACUAUUUGUAGCGUAAUUAGCAGAUUAUCAGAUUGAAAUAUAACCACUUAACGCAACAAUUUACACUAUAAUAAA